GUCCGCGCUGUGCGCGUCUAUGGUUCUGCUCGCGUGGAAAGUCAACGAGAAAAAUUCGUGACGUGCUUAACCCACAUCUUCCUUAUAGUAUUCAUAAAAUGUCUACAUAUUUGUGAUUUUUUCAUUUUGUUUCGUAAAAAUUUGGUUUACAUCGAUAAACGAUUGAUUUUAUUAAAGUAACGAUUCGAAUGUUUUGUGCGAAAAAAUAAUGCUUAUUCUCGCGUAUGGAUACCAGUGCCAGACACGAUAGUUAGAUUUUGUGUAAAUAAGAAACAGUCCUUAUUAUAAAGGCAAUAUGAGUAAUCCUUAUAGAGCUAGACCAUCUAGGUCUAGAGCAGAUCACAGUUUAGGAUAUGGAGCUCAUAAUCAGACUGUAUGGAAUCCAAUGUCUAGAGUACCAUCACAAGUAUCAUCAAAUGAUUCCAUUCAACAUCAACCAUCUCUUUUGAAUCAACCAAAACAAUCAAAUGAUCCUUGGAAUAAUUCAUGGAACUGGGAUUUUGAUAAACAAACAGAUAAUCAACAACAACAAUCAUCACAACAAGAACGUCAACAACAACAUUAUAUACCUUCAGGAUAUAAUCAAGGACAAUUAAUAUCUAAUUCUGUUCAGGACCACUAUUAUCAAAAUGUUAAUGGUAAAAAAUCUGAUUUGCUUAAUCAGAAUUCAAUGCCAGAUAGAAAUACAUCAGGAAAUGUUGCUAGUAGAUCUCUAGUUUCUAAUCAUACAGAUUCUUUUACACCUUAUUCAAAUUAUAAUCAAUAUCAGCAAUAUGCACUACCCCCUCGAACAAAUUCUGUGAAAUCUGGUUCUAUGAAUUUUGAUCAACUUCAAUGGACAAGUGAUCAAUCUCAAAAUGUUUCAUAUUCACAACAAAAAUCAAGUAUACAAAAUCAAAAACAUCAAACACCACGUCCUGUUUUAGUUAGCAGCAAUUAUAAUUGGAUUAAAUCUGAUCAGACAAAUUUAAUAGCCCCACAAAAUUGGCAAAAUCAGAGUAAUGUAUCAGGACAUUGGCAAGAUCAAAAAAUGGAUAAAGAAGCACAAAAUUUUGAUAAUAUAAGUAAUCAAUAUACAUCACAAAUGCAACAAACAAGAUCAAUUCAACACCUUCCAUCUUCUACAGACAAUAAAGAACAUUCUAUAAAUGAUGCAAAUGAUGAAAAUUGGUCUAAUCAAAUUAAUAUAUCAUCUUCUCAAUGGAAUGCUCAAAAUCAGGAAUCUACAUUGUUAAAUCAAAGUCAACAAAUAUCACAAAGUUAUAAUGCUAAUGAUGAAUUCAAUGCUUGGUCACAACCAACAAAUACUGAAAUUCCACAAUCAUGGAAAGAAAUGAAUGAUAAUAAUGCAUCUCAAUGGUUACAAGAACAGCAAGAAAAUAAUAAUUUAGUAGAAGAAAAUUUUAAAAAAGAAAUUACUGGUGUAGUUGCUACAAAUGAUCGACAACAAAAUCAUACAAUACCAUCCCAUCAUAUUCAAUCUAAUGUUACUUCAGCAACAGAUCCAAAUAUAGAACUUAAAGAAGAAAGAAAAAAAUCUAUACCUUCAUUAAUUCCAAAUUCUGUAAAUUCUAAAGAUUCUAACAUACAUAUAAAAACAAAUAUUGCUAAAUCACAUUUUUCUGAUUCUCGACUUAAUAUGUCUGCUACUCCUGAAACUGUAUCAACUGUUGCAAGUUCUGAAAAUAUUUCUAUUCAAGAAAAUAAUGAUUUUAAUUUAGCAAAUGAUUCAAUAGAAUGGGGUAAAAAUAAUUCAACAGAAGAGUUACCUACAAAAUUAGAACAAUUAAGUCUUGGUAAUAAAUUAAAUAAAAAUUUAGAAAAUCAAAAUGAUUCCAAAGACAUACAACCUAUUACAUGUGAUGAUGGAUGGGGUCAAAACACAGCUUCUAAUAAUAAUACUACAUCUGAUAAUAUAUCUGGAUUGCCUUUAGAUUGUGCUACACUUAGUACAGAAAAUAUUCAUUCUAAUGAUAAUCAAAAAGUUAUUAGUCAAGAACAUUCAGUACUUAAUGCAUAUCAAAUAACGAACAUUAAGCCUAUAGAUAAUGUAGCACAAAGUGGAUAUGAUCAAUGGUAUAGUCAAGAUACUUUACAGCAUGUCUCAGAAAAUCCAUGGUAUUCAAAAGAUAAUGUUUGUUCAUCUAAAGAAUGGGGUAUAGAACAAAAUGUAGAAAACUAUGAAAAUAUUCAACAGCCUUCAGAAUUUGUAAAUUUAGAAGUAGUUACGCCAUCAUUACAAGAACGCGAUAUAUAUGGUUCAAGAGAUUCCAUAAAUAAGGAAACUUUAGAUAAUGAUCCUAAACCAAUUCUGAAUUCUACCAAGGAGAUAGUUAAUAUGCGUGAUUUUAGACAAGAAAUAAAUAAUAUUGAAGUACCUUCUGCGCAAUCUGCGCGAUCCCAUUCACUUCUUCAAUCUGAACAGGUACCGGAUAAUUAUGAAUUUGCAUCAAAUGAUAGAAAUACUUUUUUGGAAACUGGAGAAUUAACUGAUUCUCAUCAAGAACAUGAACCAACCCCGCCGAGUCAAGAUGAUGAAAAUGACGAAGUGCCUAAUGACAUUCCAUUUUUACGCGAAGUACCAGGACAAUCAAGCUCUAUAGAUCCUCGUAGAAAUGACCCAACGGGACAGGAACAAUAUAUUCAAUCCGGUCAAAGAUUAUCUGAUCCAAGAAGAAAUGAUCCUUCUGGUCAAGAGCAAAGUCUUCAGAUAAGAAACAUAUCUGAAAGAUCAGAACGGCGCGAUGUUCCACCUGGACAAGAAAGAAAUGUUCCUUUACUCUCACGAGCAGAUUCCGAUACGAUGGAACGUCGAAAUGAUCCGUCUGGUAGAGAACGAUCUCUACCUCCACAACAAUCACGAAAUGAUCCAUCUGGAGAAGAAAGGUAUCAGUCUCAAUCACAAAUUAUGUUAGAACCAAGUGAAACCCGGGAAGUGCCUGGAAGAGGUAAUGAAUCUGAAGAUUCUGUACAACAAACAGAUGAAAAUCUUAGACAAAUACCGGGCGGUGCAUUUCCAAAUGAAGUUGCUCAAUCUUCAGAUGAUAGAACUAAUGGAAGAGUAGUUACAGGUUCUCAAGAAGUUCCUUCAAUAAACUCUACAAUACAAGAUCAAACUAGUGAUUCAAGAAAUAAACGCGAGGAAGCUGUUGGUGCAUCAAUGCGCGAGAGUCAAGGAAUUUCUAGUGCAUCGAAUCGUAGAGAUUCUUAUGAAGACGAAGAUGAUGAGGUUUCUGGAAAUAGUAGAGAUGAUAGUAGAGAAAGACGACGUGAUAGCAGUUCGGAACGUCGAAGAUAUGAAUACGAACGAAAAAGUGCAUAUUAUGAUCGUGAACGAGAAUAUGAUGAUGAUUAUUACUAUGAUCGUCGUCGUGGAGGAGAAAAUGAUCGAACAUAUAAUACACGCGAUGAAUUCGAUCGUCGAGAAAUUCCUUAUCGAGAAGAUGAUCGUAAGCAUCAUAGCCGAGACGAUCUUGAUAGACAUGCAAGAGAAGAAAUAGAUAGAAGAAACAGAGCUAAAGAAGAUAUAGAUGAUAGAGAUAUUAGAAGAAGACCAGACGACCGUAGAAAAGAUAGAGUUGAUGAUGGGAUGCGACGUAGAGAAAUUAGAGACUAUGAUUUACGAUAUUCUAGAGAUCGUGAUUAUCUUGAUCGUGAUAGAAGAAGAGACGAUAGACGACCAAGACGAUAUGAUGAUUAUGAUAUAAGAGAUCCAUAUAGAAGAGAAUAUUAUGAUGAUCCUUAUAGUAGAGGAUCUAGACCAUCCAGUAGAUCCUCUUAUAAUGAUAGAGAUCGAGAAUAUUAUAUGCGAACAAGAGAUCCUUAUUAUCCUUAUAAUGGAUAUGGUGUUCCUGGAUAUGAUUAUGGUGUUCAUUAUGCCAAUAAUUAUUAUGCAUAUAUUGAAAAUUUACGACGUACAAAUCCUGCUCUCUAUUCAGAAUGGUAUCAUAAAUAUUACGCUAACCAACAUCAGCAACAACACAUUUCUCGUGGUGUUGGUAAUUAUCCAGAAGACAGAGCAAGUGUUCAUUCUGGGCGUAGUUCUUGCGACGAAAGAGCAACUGACAAACGAACAUUAGGCGACAUGUCUAUGCUUGAAGAUUCGGCAGCUACAUCUGCGCGCAUGACACCAACUAAGUUUUCUAUUUCACAUGCAUAUGGAUGUUUUUCUAUUGGAUCUUUGAUACAUGUAUAUCCAGCUUAUCCAUCUGAUGGUGAAAGAGCCAAAGUAGAUAUUUUUAAGUUGGAAAAUCUACUUUCGCAUGAUCCUAUAGCACGUGAUUUACGAGCUUAUCCUGGUCCUUUAAUUAAGCAAGUGGGUGUUACUCAUAAAAAAACUAUUAUUGAAUAUUGCGAGAAUAAAAUUAAAAAAGCAGCAUCAAACGAAGAAAUGGUCGAUCGUGCCUCAUAUAUACUUUUAUAUGAAUUGAUGAUUAUGUUGAUUCAACAAAAUGGAAAUGUUGUUGGCGUUGAUAUAGCGGCAUUAUUACUCAGAAACAAAGAUGCAUAUCCUUACGAUAUGAAUAAGCAAAAAUUACAAGAUUCAGGAAGAAGAGAAUCAGUAAUAUCUCAAAGAUCAGGAAUAUCAAUUGGAGAUAGUAUUCAAGGUAAUCAAGAUAGUGUAAUAGGAUCCGAAAAAAUCGAGAAUAAGCCACGAAAAAGCAUUGAACAAAUAACAGACGAAUUUAGAAAUACAUUGCUUUAUGGUUUAAUUCAAGAAGCACUAGAGUAUGCAAUGAAUGAAGGUCUUUGGGGACAUGCACUCUUCUUAGCUAGUAAAUUGGAUAAACGUACACAUGCGUCUGUAAUGACACGUUUUGCUAAUAGUUUACCAUUCCAUGAUCCAUUACAAACUUUAUAUCAACUUCAUUCUGGUCGUGUACCAGCUGUUGUUACUGGUAUAUCAGAUCCACGGUGGGAUGAUUGGAGACCUCAUUUAGCUAUGAUUAUAUCGAACACAUCUGCUAAUCCAGAAAUUAAUCGUCGCUCAAUUACAACUCUUGGAGAUACACUUUCUACGCGAGGAGAUAUUUACGCAGCUCAUUUUUGUUAUAUACUUGCACAAGUUGAUUUUGGUACUUAUGGAGCAAAUAAUGUAAAGCUUGUAUUAAUUGGUGCAAAUCAUCAUAAACCCUAUAAUACAUUUUUCACAACGGAAGCUGUUAUGCUUACGGAAAUAUAUGAAUAUGCUAGAAAUCUCAGUGAACCAGGUUUUACAUUAAUAGAUCUUCAAACCUUUAAAUUUGAUUUGGCAAUAAAAAUGGUAGAUCAUGGAUUAAUAGAAAAAGCUUUACUGUAUAUAGAACAAAUUGCAGUAAAUAUUUUUAAUGAACCAUCAAAGUACAAAAAAUCAUUUAUCAAUGCAGUUUACAAUUUAGGAGACAGGAUUAGAUAUCAUGAUCCAGUCUAUAAAGAGUCUGUUGAGAGAGAUGAAAUUAUAACUUUAACUUGGUUUAAUAAUUUAUCUGAAAUUGUUGGUAAAUGCCAUAUGGGAGAAAUUAUCGAAAAUGAAAUUUAUACUUCUCAAACAAAACAAGAAUCAUAUAACAAUGUACAAAAUCAAGAAGUCCAUGAGAUAAAGCAACAACAACAAUGGAAUACGAUUCAAUCUGAAUACAGAGAAGGUCCAACAUCAAUGAUGGAAGUAACCACGACUGAUACACAAUCAGAAUGGCAACCAUUAUCUCUACCAUCAAAUAUACCAGACACAUAUGAUCAAAGUAUGCAAUAUACAAAAAAUAAUGAAGAAUCUUAUCAGCAACCACAACAACAAGAAUAUUGGAAUCAAGAUUCUUAUUAUCAAAAUAAUUAUGGAAGAAACGAUAGUACCAUUUCAAAUUGGCAACAAUCAACUCAUUCAUCAUAUCCUCCUGAACAAGGUGAUAUUGAUGAUUCUCAACAACAGGAAAAAUGGAACUAUGAGUCGGAAAGAGAAGAAAAAACAUCUACUCUUGAAUCAUCGCAACCGGCAAUUUCAAUGACACCAUCAACGAGAAAGCAAUAUGAUCCCUUAGAAGAAUUGGAUGCACUUGAGACUCCAAAACCAGCUUUGAAAUCUGCAGCUUCAGCUAAGAAAACUUCAGAAAAAUCAGCUGAAAAGAAAUCAUCUAAUAGCGGAAGUUCUUGGUUCGGUGGUCUAUUUAGCAAAUUGGCUCCAAAACCAAGAAAUCAGAUGAUAUUACCAGAUGACAAUAAUCCAACGAUCGUUUGGGAUCCUGUUGCUAAAAAAUGGAUGAACAAAGACGAAGAUGGAGACAAUAAUUCGACUACAGUAGCUCCUCCUCCAAAAGCUUCUGACAUGGGAUUUAGAACACCCGUUCCUUCGGAACAAAUUUCAUCCCAAUCAUCACAACCAUCUCAAUCAUCUCAACCACCUUUGCAAACUGAUGAAUCCACUGUGAAUAAAUUUAAAUUACCUAGAGGUAGAAGUAUGCGUGCCAAUUAUAUAGAUGUAAUGAAUCCAAGUGGUUCAAAAAAUAGUGGAGCACCUUCAAGUAUACCAACUCCAGCAUCCCCAAUGGUACCUAUGGCAACUUCGUCACCUCAGUUAUUUAUUCCCGCUCCAGUUAAUGAUCCAAGUGCUCCUGUAGACUUCUUAACUCCAACAGCAACGUCAGUCGUACCUACGAAUGUUUCUGAAAAUGUAUCUCAAGGGUUCUCUCGAUGGAGCUCAACCAGCUCGUUAUCGCGAGAGGUGCAGAGCUACACUAUGAGGGAUCCGCGUUUCCUCCCACAAAACAAGGGACCAAUGAUGUACAACCCAAGCGACAUGAAGAAUCGUUCGGCGAAAAAUUUACAUCAGAGCGGGUAUCCUCCACGAUAAAAUUCACAAUCUUGAACAACAUACGUUGAUGAGUAAGAGGAUUUUUUUAUUCUACCAGGAUCACACAUUAUUUAGAUGAAUCGAAAUUUUCAUAACUUAACAGGCAAAUAUACCUCAAAUUACGUAAGUGAAUAGAUGCGUUAUAAGUUUAGUCAAGUAUACGUGAAUUUCCUAUGUUUUCGAUUUUACAAAAAUUAGUUUCAUUUUUCUAGAAAUAAGAUUUCUAGAGAAUAUAUAUGUAUAUAUGUAUUCUAAGCGUAUAAUUGCUUUUAAAUAGUACCGUAAACAUUUGGAAUAUUACAAUUUACAAUAGAAAAAUGUUUAAAAAAUCGUUAAUAUUAAUAGGAUUUCUUACUUUUUUGGAUUUCUUCAGCUUUUAUUUUGGAGAAUACGUGCUCCACACGUUGCUGAAUUUUGUUAAAUAUACACAGGGUACUUGUUUUCUAAAAAUUUUUUUUUUAAUGGAAUGUUCUUUGAUUUAACUUCGUGCGAAUCGUAGAUACUUUUAUCUUUCAAUAUAUAUACAUAAAUAAUACUUUUCAACGAUGUAAAUUACUAAACAGAGAAAUAUGUAUUACUGGCAUUGAAGAGAAUGGAUGAAACGUUAUUCAAUCGCGGUCUUUUGAUAUAAGUUGAUUGAAUAAGAUAAAAUCGAGAAUUCUAAUAAUAAUAAAAAAAUUAAUGUGUGUUAUGUUGAGUGAGAUCGCGAAUAAGAAGAAUGUUAAGUUUGCGCUCGUAACAGGAUUCAGAUUUAAGUUUUAUGUGAAUGCUUUUCCCGAAACAUUUUGCAUGUUAUAAUGUUUAUUAUAGCGAGAAUAAUGUUGACCGUAUUAUAUACAUUAUGAAAAAAUUCGUUACAAAUAAUCUAAUAAUAUAAUAAUACACGGUCAUAUCUGAUUUUAUACACUGGCGAAGAACAGUUGCAUAAAAAAUGAAGCAGAUAUCAAUAAUGUAAGAAAUGUUAGAAAUCUGAAAAUUUUAUGAAUCCUAUUGUUAGGCGAUAUAUCAUGCAAAUAUUGUUAUUAAUCAUCAGACUAGUAUAUCAUACCAAUAUUGUAUCAAUAAGAAGCAUAACUGCCAUUUAUCUAUUUGAAUUUGGGAUAAUUGGUAAAAAAAAUGUCAAUAUUUAUGUCAAAUUUUUACUUUUCCUUCGUGAUCAUUCUAUAUAUAUUUCGUCUAAAAAUAUUUUCUCCAAUAUUGUUUCUAUCAAUUAAUUGGGUGCCUAGUAUUUUAUAAAUAUAUAUAUUUCCUUUACAAAUAAUCUUCUUUUUGCAAUAUGUUUUAUAUCUUAUGUUUUAUGUUCAUUGUUAUAAAUGAAACUGCACGUUUCAAAUUUUGCCUUUUCUCAUUAUACAGUAUAACAAUAUUUAUCACUUAAAAAAAAAAAUAAUUGCAAGUUGCAUUAUUAUUCUUCAACUUGCUUAUGCUUGUAGAUAUAUGCUGACUUGUAGAUCGCAGCGUCCAUACGAACCAUAAGCUUUUUCUCUUUAAGGAAAAUGCGUAGUUCGUUUUUCCCUCAAGAACGUUGGUGCUGUCAGAAUGUUUCAAUCUCUAAUUAUCAAAUUGUAUGCCAUAAAAAGUUUAAUGUGCUCAAGUGGAAGAGAAAAUAUUUUGCAAACGAGCAAAUACGCUUCUAUAUAAAGAUGUUAUUUCGCGUUUUUCUUUUUACGAGCGUAAUACGAUUAUUCCGAAAGUCUAUAUGUUCCUCUCGGUGAUUGCUUUUGAUGAUACAUAUUCCAUAUUAUAUUUUUCACUAUCUAUUACCGAGGGAAAUUCUUAGAUAUGAGCCAAGAGAUACUGGCAAAUAUGGCAACUUGAUGAACGAAGAAUAACAUUCAUGCAAUGUACAAACGUAGAAUAAGUCUUAUAGAUUGGUUUUUCAUUAUUUAUCGUCCAGCGUUUUGUGAUAAAAAAAAAAAAAAGAUGAUCGAAAGCAAGAAGACAGUAGCGG
Messenger RNA from Apis mellifera (honey bee), 8774 nucleotides. RefSeq lists its product as uncharacterized. Gene Ontology annotation, cellular component: endoplasmic reticulum exit site; ER to Golgi transport vesicle membrane. The record is from RefSeq and is a predicted model, not a curated record. The transcript is spliced from 20 exons. Lineage: Eukaryota; Metazoa; Arthropoda; Insecta; Hymenoptera; Apidae. Gene Ontology annotation, biological process: COPII vesicle coat assembly; Golgi organization; autophagy. The coding region runs from base 296 to 6823 and encodes 2175 amino acids.